UUCGCGCCAAAUGGUUAUAACCAAUACUGUCUAAAAUUAUACGGCAUUUUUCGUCAAGAUCCGUUGUGCCGUUUUGGAAAUACUUAACAAACAGCCAUUCAUCUAAACAUUCGCAUUUAUAAUAGAAGAUUCGUAAUUACGCUUCAUAAUAAUUACUAAACACCAUAAGUAAACAAAUUAAUUCGAGUAAUAUGAAAACUAGACGUAGACGUCAUUAUUCAGAGCACUAUUUAGUACGUAUGCACCGAUUUGUAUCGAUCCGAAGGGCGCCAAAACAGUACUAGUCAGAAAAUUGAUCCGUUCGUACGUGUUUGCGACGAAAACAUGCUUUAAAUAUCGAUAUUAUAAUUAUUUUACAAUGUCGUCGUGUGCUAUAUUAUGGUGUGGGAAAAACAGUAGAUUUUCAUGUACAAAAACUGACGAAGUCACCUUCCAUAGAUUCCCAAAAGACAAAGCUAUAAAAAAGAAAUGGAUUGAAGCCACAAAACGGGAUAAUUGGCGUCCAUCAAACUUUAGCGUUAUCUGUUCCCGACAUUUCACAGAAGAUUGCUACCAUUCUAUAAAACCUCGACGACGCUUACUGGAUAAUGCAAUACCUACUUUAAACUUGCCAGUUAUUACAUUCGAUUCAUUAAUAAAUGAAUUCGAAUCAGAUCAACAUUUAAAAGCUUCGUCAAUGGCGCGCAAUGCGUCUGCGCAAGAGCCAAUAUCAAUAAUGUUGCCAUUGAAAGAAAGAGAUUCUCCAGAACCGGUGACAGAAGCACAAAUAGAUUACGAAGAAUUAUACAAAGAAAUAACUUCGUACAACGUUAAAAGACUUUGCGACCGUAUCUCUGAAUUAAAAGAAAGUGUCGAUCGAAAAGAUUUGAAUGUACGACGUUUAAAAGAACAAGUACGUUAUUUUAAAAGACAAAUAGCUAUCAUGGAGAAAACAAUUAAAGAUUUAGACGAAAAAUGUAAUAUUAACGAGGAGAAUGAAAAUUUUAUGGUUAAAAUAACUAAUCCGGAGAACGGAGACGUAUUAUAUAAGUAUGAUAUAACACAAGACACAAAAAAGACGAAGAAAAGAAAUCGUAAAGUAAAACCAAAAAAAGAUGUAGAUAAGUAAAAAAGUAUAUCAGAAGACAUAAUACUUCAUAAUAAUAUUACUAUGUGAU
Papilio xuthus (Asian swallowtail) is the source of this 1157-nucleotide messenger RNA. RefSeq names its product THAP domain-containing protein 1-like. The record is from RefSeq and is a predicted model, not a curated record. The transcript is spliced from 3 exons. Lineage: Eukaryota; Metazoa; Arthropoda; Insecta; Lepidoptera; Papilionidae. Gene Ontology annotation, molecular function: sequence-specific DNA binding. Bases 359 to 1108 code for a protein of 249 amino acids.